This is a messenger RNA of Gryllus bimaculatus (two-spotted cricket), 307 nucleotides long. The record is from the annotation of a GenBank genome assembly. Lineage: Eukaryota; Metazoa; Arthropoda; Insecta; Orthoptera; Gryllidae.
GCAGGCGCAGCUGCUGCGGCGGCGGCGGCGCAUGAAGGCCAACGACCGCGAGCGCCAGCGCAUGCACCUGCUCAACGGCGCGCUGGACCGGCUGCGCGGCGCGCUGCCCACCUGCCCCGACGACGCGCGCCUCACCAAGAUCGAGACGCUGCGCUUCGCCUACAACUACAUCUGGGCGCUCAGCCAGACGCUCAGCCUGGUGCAGCAGCAGCAGCAGCAGCAGCAGCAGCAGCAGCCGCCCCUGGCGCUGGCGCCGGCCGCGGGCGCGGGCCUCACGCUCAGCGUCGGCGACGUCACGAUACAGUAG